UGGGGACGGGGGCGGCGUGGGUGGGGGUAGUGACUUGGACGCCGUCACUUGUUGCGACCAAUAAGCGGUGCAACAAGGGGCGCGGAAGUCCCUAAAAUCCUCCUCCGCUGGGGUCCCGGCCUCCCCGAGCCCGCGCCCCUCUGCCCCGCGCCCAGUCCCGGCUGCAGAGCGUCUUCCUGACGGGGACAGCGCGCGGAACGCCACCCACCGCGCUCGUCACCUACUUACACAUCGCUGUCGCCAGGAUUCCCGCCACUCCUCUCGGGCCAGCCCCCCCACCCGCCACUUUUCGGAGUCCCCCGCCCCUGUCCCUACCUCCCGGGAGCGGCGGGCCAGUCGGACACGGAGCCGCCCAGCCGCGAGGACGCCUAGCUGCGGCUGUCCCCCGCAGCCGACCCGCGCCCCCUGCCCUCUCCGCGGCGCUGGGCGGGCGCCCCCAGCCCCGCGCCCCGCGCUCCUCCCGCGGUCCGCGAGCGCCGCCGCCCAUGGGGUGCAGAGGGGCCGGCGCGAUGCGGCAGCUGUGCCGGGGCCGCGUGCUGGGCAUCUCGGUGGCCAUCGCACACGGCGUCUUCUCGGGCUCGCUCAACAUCCUGCUCAAGUUCCUCAUCAGCCGCUACCAGUUCUCCUUCCUGACGCUGGUGCAGUGCCUGACCAGCUCCACCGCGGCGCUGAGCCUCGAGCUGCUGCGGCGCCUGGGGCUGGUGGCCGUGCCCCCCUUCGGCCUGCGCCUGGCGCGCUCCUUCGCGGGGGUCGCCGUGCUCUCCACGCUGCAGUCCAGCCUCACGCUCUGGUCGCUGCGCGGCCUCAGCCUGCCCAUGUACGUGGUCUUCAAGCGCUGCCUGCCCCUGGUCACUAUGCUCAUCGGCGUCCUGGUGCUCAGGAACGGCGCGCCCUCGCCGGGGGUGCUGGCCGCCGUGCUCAUCACCACCUGCGGCGCAGCCCUGGCAGGAGCCGGCGACCUGACAGGCGACCCCAUCGGGUACGUGACGGGCGUGCUGGCCGUGCUGGUGCACGCCGCCUACCUGGUGCUCAUCCAGAAGGCGAGCGCCGACACCGAGCACGGGCCGCUCACGGCGCAGUACGUCAUCGCCGUCUCCGCCACCCCGCUGCUCGUCGUCUGCUCCUUCGCCAGCACCGACUCCAUCCACGCCUGGGCCUUCCCUGGCUGGAGGGACCCGGCCAUGGUCUGCAUCUUCGUGGCCUGCAUCCUGAUCGGCUGCGCCAUGAACUUCACCACGCUGCACUGCACCUACAUCAACUCGGCUGUGACCACCAGCUUCGUGGGCGUGGUCAAGAGCAUCGCCACCAUCACCGUGGGCAUGGUGGCCUUCAGCGACGUGGAGCCCACCUCCCUGUUCAUCGCCGGCGUCGUGGUGAACACCCUGGGCUCCAUCAUUUACUGUGUGGCCAAAUUCAUGGAGACGCGAAAGCAAAGCACCUACGAGGACCUGGAGACGCAGCCAGGGGGCGAGGGGGCGCAGCCAGGUGGAGGCCAGCUGCCAUUCCUCAUGGAGGAGCUGCCCGGGGAGGGCGGAAACGGAGGUGCAGAGGGUGGGGAGGCGACAGGUGGCUCGGGUCGGCAGACUGGGCCGGCGGCGAGGGGCAGCCCCAGGGGAGUUCUGCUGGAGGCCAGGAGCGCACAGAUCCCAGCCGGCGCCGAAGAAGUGAGCAAGAGGUCAUUAAAAGAUGCUUAUCUCGGGGUGUGGAGAUUAGUUAGGGGGACCAAGUAUAUGAAGAAGGAUUAUUUGAUAGAAAACGAGGAGUUACCCAGCCCUUGAAGGGGAGGUGCAUGUAUGGCCAUCUGUACAGGCACUCGUUUCAUGUGUUACAGGUAACAGGUGUUUUGAUGAGCGUCUGCCCAGUUUGGGAGUUGAGGACUGGGGAAGGGAAAGCAAAGAAAAAAGCUGCAGGGACUUCCGGGAGCACAAUGAGCACCUGAGUGAAUUAUUGAGGGUGACCUUACCUGAGGCAUCACAGAGACAAAAGGAUGUGAAAGUCCUUAAAACAAGGCAGUGGCUUCAGCUUCAGAUCCUGGCACAUUUAUUUCCUGUCUUUAUAAACAUAACCGAAUAUCUGCAUGUACCAAGGGUCGUCCAAGUACCCCCCUCCAAAGACGGAGAGUAGAAAUUAUGGCAGCACUGAAUAAACUCGGGAAUUACAUUCAGGGGACAUUUUUGAUGACAGAACUACCGUUUUGAUCGCCAGCUGGAAAAAGAGUAUAUUGUUGCAUAUAAUGAAUGAUGUUGCAUAUAAAUAUACUGAAUUGAUGUCUACUGUUACAGUUAAUCUGAAAUGUUUAAUUUUUUUUCACUUGUUUUUAAAAUGUGUGCUCUACUACUCUAGUAUAUAUUGGUAGAAAAAUGUUAAAGCUAUUUGAAAAUAUGAGUUCUGAGCAUUAAUCCUGAAGUUUAAUGUUUACUUUUAUUAAUUAUAAGAAUAUUUUCGAUGUUGUUUUAGUUCAUUGCUUUGUAAUAUUUAUUAUUGAAGGCCAUGACCUUUUAAAACCACUUUUACUGGGUCCAACAUUCUUCCAAGCAAAAGCAAGGGUUGAAAUCUAAUCGGUAUUAACUGAAGUCCAGCCAGAAGAAAGACUAUUCUGAAAAGUAGACUCUCUCUCAACUUGCACUGCUCACCCCAAACCAUGCCACAAAAAAGAGUAACAGCUAUAUUCACAUUAUGAUAUUUUUCUAUAUUAAAUUUGCCAAAAUAAAGUAUGAGUCUAUCUGUUAAAAGAUAAUGUUGUUGCAAAUUUGUUUGAGACACAUUUAAGUUCCCUUGUUGCCGUAUUCUUUGUUUGUCUGCAGUGAGUGAUGUACAGUAU
Molecule: messenger RNA, 2821 nt
Organism: Choloepus didactylus (southern two-toed sloth)
Lineage: Eukaryota; Metazoa; Chordata; Mammalia; Pilosa; Megalonychidae
Gene: SLC35D3
Product: solute carrier family 35 member D3
Exons: 2
Coding region: 486-1778 (430 amino acids)
Cellular component (GO): Golgi apparatus
Molecular function (GO): antiporter activity
Source: RefSeq, a predicted model, not a curated record